Messenger RNA from Aspergillus japonicus CBS 114.51, 1524 nucleotides. Its product is annotated as MFS general substrate transporter. Gene Ontology annotation, molecular function: carboxylic acid transmembrane transporter activity. Gene Ontology annotation, biological process: transmembrane transport; carboxylic acid transport. Lineage: Eukaryota; Fungi; Ascomycota; Eurotiomycetes; Eurotiales; Aspergillaceae. Gene Ontology annotation, cellular component: plasma membrane. The transcript is spliced from 3 exons. Bases 1 to 1524 code for a protein of 507 amino acids. The record is from RefSeq and is a predicted model, not a curated record.
AUGGACACUCCUACACUAUCCGAAGAGGUUCGCCCUUCGCCGCGCCAAACCAAGCACGAUACAAAGGAGAAAGUUCGCGCAAUCAUCCAUGAUGUCCCUGCCCCACAAGAGGUGGCUGUGCGCCCCAAAGCAUCGAAACUCUCGGUGGUCCUGAUGGUGAUCUUCUCCGGACUGGCCAUUGGCUCCGAUGGUUUCAACGCAUCGAUCAUCGGCAACCUCGAACUCAUCAUGGCGGUCAUAUACCCCCACGCUUUGACCACGGCCGUGGCGUCCCGCUUAUCCAAUGCUUUCAUGGUCGGGAUGAUCAUUGGUAUGCUGUCAUUUGGCUAUAUCUCCGACAAGCUGGGCCGCAAGACCGGCGCUGUUCUGACAACUGCCAUUCUGCUCUUGGGCAUCGCCUUGAGUGCCGGGGCCAGUGGGACGAGUCAAGACGGUAUGCUGUGGAUGUUGAUCAUUGCUCGGGGAAUUGCGGGGGUAGGUGCUGGAGGGGAAUACCCCGUGGCUGGUGCCGGCGCCGCAGAGGCAACCGACGAGGAGUCCGCCGUUCGAAGCAAGCGGGGCUUCAUCUUCGCCAUGAUCGCCGACUUAUCCGCAUCAUUGGGCUUCGCCUUCGGAGCACUGGUCCCGUUGCUCCUGUUGCUCUGUUUCCAUCAGCAGGUGCGACACUACAACGCGGUGUGGCGCAUCUCCCUGGCACUGGGUGCCAUUCCCCCGCUGUCGAUCUUCUGGUUUCGCUAUCGCAUGGCGGUCAGCUCAGCAUACAGGAAAAGCGCCAUGGUUGAGCAAAGGAUACCUUACACACUUGCGCUGAGGAAGUACUGGCGACCGUUGCUGGGGGUGUGUGGGUCGUGGUUCUUGUACAACUACAUCUCUUACCCCUUUGGUCUGUUUUCGUCCACUAUCGUCGGUCGCGUGAACCCAACCUCGUCAUUAGCCCUGACAAUGGCCUGGGGAACGCUGAUCAACUGCUUCUACAUCCCGGGGGCCUUCAUCGGCGGGUUCCUGUCGGACAGAAUUGGUCGCCGCAAGACGAUGGCGCUAGGCUUCCUCCUCCAAGCUAUCCUGGGUUUCAUCCUGGGUGGCGCAUUGAAGUACAUCGAGCGCUCCCUCCCUCUUUUCAUUGUACUGUACGGGGUCUUCCUCACGCUCGGGGAGGUUGGACCAGGCUCCACGAUUGUGCUGACUGCCAGCGAGAGCUUUCCCACGGCCUUGCGCGGACAUGGAGUCGGAUUUGCCGCUGCGUGGAGUAAGGCCGGCGCAGCCAUCGGAACGCAGGUAUUCAAGCCCAUCCUGGCCAGUUGGGGCGGUGAUGAAUUCCAUGGGACCCAGGCAGUGUUCCUCAUUGGGUCGGGAUUCGCGGUGGUUGGGGCCUUGCUCGCAUGGUUUGUGCUCGUGGAUUCCAGUGCGGAGCUGGAUAAUGGGGAUCAGGAGUGGAAGGAUUAUAUGGCUGCAAACGGGUAUGGGGAUGUGCAAUGGGGGGUUUCGACUGGGGCUGGUGAUGGGUUAGAGUCGAAGGCUGUUUGA